GUGACCACCUGCAGCAUGGCGAGUCCGUCCCUUGCGACUACUCUUUGCGGCAACGUUCGCUUGGAUACGUGCAUCUUCAACGCGAGCGGUCCUCGCACCGGAUCGUCGGAUGCUCUUGCCAAGAUCGCAGCCUCGGCGGCAGGCGCUGUCCUUGCCAAAAGCGCGACCGUUCUCGAGCAAACGGGCAACGACUUGCCGCGCACAUGGCAAAACGACAAAGUUGCAAGCCUCAACUCAGAGGGUCUGCCGAACAAAGGCAUUGGGUACUACUUGUCGGAUGAAGUGAUCCAGGCGGCGGGGUCCAAGCCGUAUAUUGUGUCGUUAUCAGGGCACAACUUGGCGGACAACUUGGCCAUGUUGAAGCAAGCAUCGGCCACCAAGGGCGUCCAUGCCAUCGAGCUCAACUUGGCGUGCCCGAACGUUAUUGGCCAUCCCAUCAUUGCGUACGACUUUGACCAGCUCUCGACGGUCCUCACAGCAGUGCAAGCGACUAUGGCGUCGUCUUCCACGUCGCUCGAUACGCCACUUUUCCACCACCGAAAGAAAACUCGACGCGUGAAGUUGCCUCCGUAUUUUGACGGCCCGCAAUUUGAGAAAGCCGCCAGCAUCAUCAACCAGUUCAAGUGCGUUCAAUUCGUUGCGUCGAUCAACACCGUGGGGAAUGCGCUCGUCGUCGAUGCCAUCGCUGAAAUGCCAGCGAUUCGCCCGAAGAACGGGUUUGGAGGGCUGAGUGGGCCUGCCGUCAAGUACUCGGCUCUCGCGAACGUGAAGAAGCUGCGGGAGCUGCUUCGUCCUGACAUUGCUGUCAUUGGGGUUGGCGGCGUGGAAAGCGGCGAAGAUUCAUUCAACAUGAUAAUGUGUGGAGCGCAGGCUGUCCAAGUUGGCACGUGCCACUGGAUCGAGGGCCCCAAGUGCUUUGACCGCAUUGCCAGUGAACUCAAGGACCUCAUGACUCAAAAGGGAUACAACGCAGUGGACGAAUUCCGCGGCAAGCUCCAACCGUGGAGCAAGGAAGGUGCCGCCAAGAGCCGCGAUGCCCGCAAAGCCGGUGGCGCUAACAAGUCGAAUGCGGUGGCAACCGUUGUGGAGUCCAAGGCGGAUUCGGCAUCCCUCUAUGCAGUCAUCAUCGUCCUGCUUGCCGUGAUCGCAGCCCUUCUCGUGGAAAAGUUCAACUUGACGAAGCCUUAA
Molecule: messenger RNA, 1188 nt
Organism: Aphanomyces invadans
Lineage: Eukaryota; Oomycota; Saprolegniomycetes; Saprolegniales; Verrucalvaceae
Exons: 4
Coding region: 16-1188 (390 amino acids)
Biological process (GO): 'de novo' pyrimidine nucleobase biosynthetic process
Cellular component (GO): cytoplasm
Molecular function (GO): dihydroorotate dehydrogenase activity
Source: RefSeq, a predicted model, not a curated record